CCCCAAGCCGGUUCUCCAUCUUAGGUCCUACUAUCAUGCUGGCGACUCCUCGGCUGGGCGACCUGACCAGGACGCACCGGUCGCUCUGGCGGGGGCAGGAUAGCUUCAAGAGCGUCGAGGCCUUCGUGGCGUUGUUGCGGGUGGCGCCGUCCGUGGACAUUUUGAAGAUUUCCUGUAAUGUCUCAAGUAUUGAUCCCGUCCGUGUCCAUUUCUUGGGCUUAUCUACCAGUUUGGAGUUGGUGGUGAAGGUGAGGGGCCAUUGGAGAAAUAGCCGGAACUCACUGCUCGUGGAGUGGACGGACAGCCUCUUACGGAAGCUUGGGCCGCAGCUGAGACAACUUGAUGUCGAAGAGCCGGGACUGGAACAGCUUUUCGACCGUUUAGUGGAUGCUCGCUGCCUGGAGACGCUUCACGUCAAAAACUGGUGGAUGAAGGAAAAGGGGCCUGACCCGCGUAGGGAAGACUUAUGCUGGCCACAGGCGGUGGUGCUGCCCUGUCUGAACUCUGUAAGUUUGGCAAUCAACAAGGGUGACGAGUCUUUUCUCCCAAGAGGUUCCUGUGCGUUUGGCUCGCUGUUGAGAGCACACAGCGGGCAGCUGCGCUCUUUGAAGCUGGGAAGGCACCCCAAUGAGCUUGUAGACGCCUGCCCCCGCGAUCUCCACAGCCUCGAAGUAGUAAUGCAGUUAGGUAUGGCGUCGAAACUACAGCGAAUCACCGGGCUAAAGGAACUCAGGAUUGUACAGCCGAACAGCAUCAGUGCCCUGUAUGACGAGGUGGAGAACUUGUUCAGGACGUGGCCGGCAAUACUUGAACGCCUCGAGAUCCGCUAUUGGCGUCACGAGACCAUGCAAGCCGUUGUGGCGGGCAGGCUUUCGAACCUUCAGCAUCUUGUUCUCAAAUGGUACAGAGACUGGAAGGAAUGGGAGAACCCGCUUUCCCUCUCAGGGGUGCGCCAGCUGAACGCAACCCUUACCGGCCUGCCCCGCUUGCGCUCGCUCGUCCUGUUCGACAACCUGUCCCUCGAGGAGCUACGCGCCAUCUCCCACGACGCCAUCCCCACCCUCGAGCUGCUCGUCGUCGUGCCCUUUCGGAGGCAACAUUAUGUCCGUGAUCAUCGGUGUGGGGGUUUGGAGAACGCCGACGAGGUGGAGGGCCUGCUUGCGGUGCUGCAGGGCCUGGUGCGCGGCGGGCCCAGCUCGCGCCACGGGGUGCUCCAGCUGCUGAGCGACUGCCCGGGCCCGGAGUCGUCCAGACCUGCGGGCGGGCCCCGCCUGCUCUCGAGGCAUCCCGCGCGAGAGGCAGACUACUGCAAGCUGUGCGCCGAGGCUGCCGACUCCCUGCGUCCCAUCCUCGCAUCGCACUACUCGACUUGCACGCCAACUGUACCCGACUGGAAGUAUGUUCAAGUGCUGUAGUAGUCGUCCCUAGGUGCUCGCGCACACAUGUGUCAAACGAGUGGGGGGUCCGAGCACUGAUUAAACAAGUGCCGUCCGUUG
This is a messenger RNA of Frankliniella occidentalis (western flower thrips), 1496 nucleotides long. RefSeq lists its product as uncharacterized. The transcript has 7 exons. Bases 36 to 1415 code for a protein of 459 amino acids. Lineage: Eukaryota; Metazoa; Arthropoda; Insecta; Thysanoptera; Thripidae. The record is from RefSeq and is a predicted model, not a curated record.